AUGGAUCGCAUGGCCUUCAUACCCGGCGCCGAAGCCAAAGAUGAGCUGUUCAAAGCCGCAGGCCACGUCUUCUUCCAGCGCCCAACCGCAAUAGCCUACGCCGACGAGUUCCUCCUCAAGGCUGCGCAGCCCAUGACGGGAAUCACGCAUCAGGCCAUGCUCUCGUGUAUGAGCGAGGGCGACCAGGUAGACAUCUGGUUCGGCCUCCGCGAUCCCGAGCCGUCACUGGGCCACGACAUGGUCCCCUCGGGACAGCCAGUCGGGCACACAUGGGCGAUUCUCAAAUCAACAGACGGCAAACAAGAGACGCUCUGGGAAGUUGGACGGGCCACGCCCUCCAUGGGAGACGCCCACGCCGCCCGCGCAUCCAAUGCCUACCGAGAGGCAUUCGCCCGGUUUCAGGAGCUGCCCUUGCCUCCGGCCGUGCCAGUUGAUCAAGACAAGGCUCAUGUGCCGCCGCCACACAAUGACAAGCCGGUGAUUUCGCACGCCUUGUCCCCUGCCAACUUGUACUACGCCUCGGGCCGGAUGUGGUAUUUUGUCGACUUGGGACCGGCCGACGACGUGAUGGCGCCGGCACACUUGUCGCGGCCCAUGAGGGCGUUUGACGCCUUGAUUCUGUCGAGCCUCAUGACGCUCGUGAACGGGACGCCACCGCUGGUGUUUGCGCUUGCCAAUACCACGGAGACGCUGGGGCAAAUGCCCAUCAAGUACAAGAGGGUGUCUUGCGAGGCGGAUGGGACAUUGAAACGGCCACCGGAUACGCCCUUGGUGGUCCUGUGA
This is a messenger RNA of Metarhizium acridum CQMa 102, 783 nucleotides long. RefSeq lists its product as uncharacterized. Lineage: Eukaryota; Fungi; Ascomycota; Sordariomycetes; Hypocreales; Clavicipitaceae. The record is from RefSeq and is a predicted model, not a curated record.